CUCAGGAUGAAGUGGCUCAUACGCUUACAGAAAGCAGAGUAUUGAAAAACACCAGGCACCCUUUUUUAACAUCCUUGAAAUAUUCCUUCCAGACAAAGGAUCGUUUGUGUUUUGUGAUGGAGUAUGUUAACGGAGGAGAGCUGUUUUUCCAUUUGUCGAGAGAGCGGGUGUUCUCAGAGGACCGCACACGCUUCUAUGGUGCAGAAAUUGUCUCUGCGCUGGACUAUCUGCAUUCUGGGAAGAUUGUGUACCGUGAUCUCAAGUUAGAAAAUCUAAUGUUGGAUAAAGAUGGACACAUAAAAAUUACAGAUUUUGGACUUUGCAAAGAAGGCAUCACAGACGCAGCAACUAUGAAAACAUUCUGUGGUACUCCAGAAUACCUGGCACCUGAGGUGCUGGAAGAUAAUGACUAUGGUCGUGCAGUGGACUGGUGGGGAUUAGGAGUUGUCAUGUAUGAAAUGAUGUGUGGAAGAUUACCAUUCUACAACCAAGAUCAUGAGAAACUAUUUGAACUGAUACUAAUGGAGGACAUAAAAUUUCCUCGAACUCUGUCUGCAGAUGCAAAAUCAUUACUAUCAGGCCUACUGAUAAAGGAUCCAAAUAAGCGACUUGGUGGAGGCCCAGAUGAUGCAAAAGAAAUCAUGCGUCAUAGUUUCUUUGCUGGAGUAAACUGGCAAGAUGUAUAUGAUAAAAAGCUUGUACCUCCUUUUAAACCUCAAGUGACAUCUGAGACAGACACCAGGUAUUUUGAUGAAGAAUUUACAGCUCAGACUAUUACAAUAACGCCGCCUGAAAAAUAUGACGAGGAUGGUAUGGACUGCAUGGACAAUGAGAGGCGGCCGCAUUUCCCCCAGUUUUCCUACUCUGCAAGUGGACGAGAAUAACUUUUUUGUUCUGCUGCUUCACUGUCAUCUUAGGUUUAUCACUGAAAAUGAUUCCUGAACAUCACCACCAGUACUAGAUACUAUUUAAGAUAGCAGGGGCACUUUCGGAGACCAUUCCAAAUUGAACAAGUGUCUUUCCCAAACCUGCCUAAAA
Molecule: messenger RNA, 1038 nt
Organism: Cariama cristata (Red-legged seriema)
Lineage: Eukaryota; Metazoa; Chordata; Aves; Cariamiformes; Cariamidae
Product: RAC-gamma serine/threonine-protein kinase
Exons: 8
Coding region: 117-884 (255 amino acids)
Biological process (GO): protein phosphorylation
Molecular function (GO): protein serine/threonine kinase activity; ATP binding
Source: RefSeq, a predicted model, not a curated record